GGGCGCAUGGGCCUUCCAAUGAAAAGAAAAGAGGACAAAAUCUUCUCUCCAGUCUCCAGCUCAGGACCUUUUUCGCCCAUCUCCUCUCUCUCACAAGGCGCGCCACUUCACAGCUUCACGUGACGCAAUACCUGCAGAUCGCCAGCUGCUCUGCACCACUGCCUUGUCUUGUAAUGCCAGUCCUGCUUACCCCACUACCCUUCUCUGUUUCUCUGUCUGUAUCUCUCUCUCUCUCUCUGAUAUUCCUUAACGGCGAUGAGAACGUGAGAAUACGAGAUUGACAGGAAGAAAGAGCAGUCUGCAUCGUUUCUUCCUUCGUUCCUUCCUUAUUUCCAACAAUGCAUGAGAUACAUACCCUUGCAUUCCUCUCUUUCCUCUCACUUACCUUCCUUUUUUCACUUCCCCUCUCUUCGUCCUCUUCACCAUCAGCUGCUCCCGACGCUCUCGCCCUUUUGUCCUUCAAAGCUUUAGCUGACAAAGACAACAAGCUCCACUUCCCACUCAAGAACGCUUACAGCCACUGCCAAUGGCCAGGCGUCAGAUGCUCCGUCGGCAGAGUUGUCCGUCUCGUGUUCGAAGGUUUGCCCCUGAGAGGAACCUUCGCCCCAAACACCCUCUCCCGUCUCGACCAGCUGAGGGUCCUUAGCCUCCAGAACAAUUCCCUCUCCGGCACCAUUCCUAACCUCUCCGGACUCUACAACCUCAAGUCCCUCUUCCUCGACCACAACGUCUUCUCCGGCAUAUUCCCUCCAUCCAUCUUCUCGCUCCACCGGAUCCUCACCAUCGAUCUCUCCUACAACAAUCUCACUGGCCCUAUCCCUGUGCAGCUCGCCUCCCUCUCCCGUCUCUACUAUCUCCGCCUCGAUUCCAACCGGUUUAACGGCACGGUGCCCCCUCUCAACCAGUCUUAUCUUAAGAUCUUCAACGUCUCCUUUAAUAACCUCUCUGGGGCUGUGCCUGCCACCAUCCUGCUGUCCAGCUUCGGCGCAUCUGCGUUUUCCGGAAACCCGGGGCUCUGCGGAGCGAUCGUCCACAAUCAAUGCCGCUCCGAGUUAUCCUUCUUCAGCUCAACGAUCGCGCCAGCGCCUCCACCGACGCUGCCGCAGAACGGUCUGUUACAGGGGCUUGUUCUGCCACCUACGUCGGCUCCGAAGAAGCACAAGAGAGCUGCUGUAAUAAUCCUAGGAUUUGUGGCUGGAAUUCUCCUUCUAAUUGGGCUUUUUGUAGUCCUGUCACUCUUGAUAAAGAAGCUUCAACGGUGGAAGAUUUCGGCGCGGGCGAUGCCAGCGGCAGCUUUUUCUGCCGCAUCGUCACAUGCAGAUGACAAUGCGUCUGCAGCCUCCGUUGUAAUGUCGGAGGUGAAUGUUAGCAAGAAGAUGCAGGGGUUGCAGGUAGGGAAGAGUGGGAGCUUAGUGUUCUGCGCAGGGGAACCGCAGGUUUACACACUGGAGCAGCUGAUGAGGGCAUCAGCUGAAAUGCUGGGCCGCGGAACGAUUGCCACCACAUACAAGGCCGUCUUAGAUAACCAGCUGAUCGUUAGCGUGAAGCGUCUGGACGCGAGCAAGGCAGGGGCGAUGAGCAAGGAGGCAUUUGAUCGGCACAUGGAAGCAGUUGGCAACCUUCGACACCCCAAUUUAGUGCCACUGAGGGCGUUUUUUCAGGCCAAGGAAGAGAGGCUCCUCAUCUACGAUUAUGAACCCAACGGCAGCCUCUUCUCUCUCAUACAUGGUUCAAGAUCAACAAGGGCAAAACCUCUUCACUGGACAUCGUGCCUCAAGAUAGCUGAGGACGUUGCCCAGGGCCUUGCCUACAUCCACCAGGCCUCUCGGCUCGUCCACAGCAACCUCAAGUCCUCCAACAUUCUCCUCGGUGUUGAAUUUGAAGCCUGCAUAGCUGACUACUGCCUCCUGGCCCUUGCUGAAUCAUCAUCCCUCGACAAUGCUGACUCAGGAUACAGGGCUCCUGAAAUCAGGAAGUCAAAUCAGCCAGCCACACCAAAAUCAGAUGUCUACAGUUUUGGUGUCCUCCUUCUGGAGCUCCUCACUGGCAGGCCUCCACUGCAUCAGCCCUUCUUAGUGGCAGCAGAUUUGACGAGUUGGGUCCGAUCAGUUAGGGAAGAGGAAGAGAGUGAAGACGACCGGCUGGCAAUGCUUAUUGACAUUGGGACAGCCUGCAUCCAGUCAUCGCCGGAACAAAGGCCAAGCAUGUGGCAGGUUUUGAAGAUGAUUCAGGUGGUUAAGGAGACGGAAAUGGGCGACAACGAAAUGAAUUCCACCGAGCUUUGCUAGUUGAGUCUAUCGGGGCAACUGCCAGAUGGAAGAAUUUAUAUGAUCCUUGAGCAGAAGAUAUGCAUUAUAUUCGAUUUUCAGUGUGUACAAGUGGUCCCAUGUUCACAUGAUCCAUGGUCUGCUGGUCCCGAUCUCUUGGAUUGAAAGAUCCUAGCCCCUAAAAGCUGGGCCAGUUUCAAUUGAAAAUUGGUCUUCCGCUGUUGUUCUUAAUCAUCUUACCUGCAUGCCACAAUUUUAUGUUUGGACUGUCCUUCAAAAAUUUUUGGGGCACUAUCCAUCUUAGGGCCUGAAGGGAUCAGUGGUCUGGAUCAACAAACCGUGGGUCCACUUGCACAAACCGUGGCUAUCCUAAGCUCAAGGAUCACACUAUUCCUCACGGAUAACCUGUGUGCCCAUCCAUUGUUUGUUAGACCCUUGGAUGGAGCAGAGCUUGAAAAUGGCACUGAUGAUGCAAUCCUAGCCAUUUGAUUGGUGGCCAUGAAAUGGAUAUCUAAAAGAAAAUGGCCAAUUGUCCAAAUUAGAUGGGUUAUAUUCAUGUGCUUAAAAACUCACCAUCAGUGAUAUUUUUCUCUUGAGGUACAUAAUCCAAAGGUGUGGAUAGAUUUUUAUUGACAUUCAUGUGGGGCCACAAGCCACAAGUCAUCAUCGCUAUUGAAGGCUUGUGGCGCUGCGAGUUGUUAUUGCUUGUUUUAAUGUACCGAAUUAUGGAAUCAGUUGUAGGUGAAAUUUAUGUAGGAAUCUAAGGAUGACAAUCCAACUAUGUGGAAGUUGUGACUAUAUAUGCCAGCUACAGAGGGCAGUUAGUUAGGCUGCAGGUUUUAGUGAGGAAAACAUGAUAUAAUUCCACAAUUCCCUCAAA
Molecule: messenger RNA, 3147 nt
Organism: Magnolia sinica
Lineage: Eukaryota; Viridiplantae; Streptophyta; Magnoliopsida; Magnoliales; Magnoliaceae
Product: probable inactive receptor kinase At5g67200
Exons: 2
Coding region: 339-2288 (649 amino acids)
Biological process (GO): protein phosphorylation
Molecular function (GO): protein binding; ATP binding; protein kinase activity
Source: RefSeq, a predicted model, not a curated record